AUGUCGACCGUCUCUUCGGUGACCGUAUCGCCGCUCGCUUACAAGAAGCUGGUCCUGCACACGGCAAAGUAUCCCACUGCGAGGGUCUUUGGCUUUCUUCUCGCCGACCCAACUUCCCCGCAAACUCUCACCAUCGUCGACUCGGUUCCGCUCUCACAUCACUGGACCGCGCUCGCACCUAUGGCCGAAGUAGCUCUCUCCCUCGCUACCUCGUAUGCAUCGACGAGGAACCUGGCUGUCGUCGGACUGUACGAGGCGCCGGAGCUCGUAGCUGAGCGCACGCCUUCGCACCAGGCAGGCAAGCUGGCGGAAAAGAUCGCCAGUUUGGCCAACAGAGAGGCUCUCUUGCUUUUGGUCAACAACGCAACCCUGCUCGAUGCAAGGUCGCACUCUCUGAACGCAUAUGCAGUGUCGGCAGCGAGCGGCAAGGGAGACGCGAAGCCAAAGGCGUUGCAGGCAUCGAGCGUGACGUUGCAAGAUCAGAGCAAGGCAGCAGAGCUCGAGAGCGCCGUAAGAAAGCAGGGCGCUUGGGAGAAGCUCGUCGACUUUGAUGAUCACCUCGAAGACCCGUCGCUCGACUGGCUGCAGAACUCUGCCAUUACAGCCUGA
Sporisorium graminicola is the source of this 609-nucleotide messenger RNA. RefSeq lists its product as uncharacterized. NCBI's taxonomy places the organism in Eukaryota, Fungi, Basidiomycota, Ustilaginomycetes, Ustilaginales, Ustilaginaceae. Gene Ontology annotation, cellular component: EMC complex. The transcript has 2 exons. The record is from RefSeq and is a predicted model, not a curated record. The coding region runs from base 1 to 609 and encodes 202 amino acids.